UCUAGUGGAGUUCUGCUUUCGCUUUCGAGGAAAGGAAACACGUAAUUGAUCGUUAAAUAGCAGCCGCAGUAUUUUUCUGACAAGAUUAAACGAUCUCUGGCAAAGUGUAGCGACAUUUGCAGCUCUCGCAGGGAGCGCGGGAGAAAAUCGCGAGUCACAGCUGAGUGAAGAAUUUCCAGUCAACAAAUACUCGCGCAGAGAUGCCAAAGUACUAUUGCGACUACUGCGACACUUACUUGACGCACGACUCUCCUAGCGUCAGGAAGACCCACUGCCAGGGUCGAAAGCACAAGGAUAAUGUCAAGUACUUUUACCAAAAGUGGAUGGAGGAGCAGGCGCAGCACCUCAUCGAUGCCACCACUGCAGCUUUCAAGGCUGGAAAGAUAGCGUCUAAUCCCUUUGCUGCCAACAAGGGCGCUGCCAUUCCGCCACCGCCGAGUCUAGGCCCGAGACCUGGAGUCCCACCGCAGGGCCCACCGAACAUGAUGCACCCUCCAGGGAUGCACGGAGGUCCGAUGGGGCCUGGUGGUCCGAUGAUGAUGGGGCCCCACGGACCAAUGGGACCUAUGAUGGGAAUGAGACCGCCAAUGAUGGGGCCCAUGGGCCCAAUGGGACCAAUGAUGGGACCCAUGGGACCCAUGGGGCCCAUGAGACCACCAAUGAAUGGGCCACCACCACCCAUGGGCGGACCACCGCAGCUGAAGACGUGAAAAUAAUAAUGAUAGUUGAAAAAAUUGAUGUUCAGAGAC
This is a messenger RNA of Diprion similis, 749 nucleotides long. It is a transcript of the gene snRNP-U1-C, whose product is annotated as U1 small nuclear ribonucleoprotein C. The record is from RefSeq and is a predicted model, not a curated record. Gene Ontology annotation, molecular function: pre-mRNA 5'-splice site binding; zinc ion binding. Gene Ontology annotation, cellular component: U1 snRNP; nucleus. Bases 201 to 710 code for a protein of 169 amino acids. NCBI's taxonomy places the organism in Eukaryota, Metazoa, Arthropoda, Insecta, Hymenoptera, Diprionidae. The transcript has 2 exons. Gene Ontology annotation, biological process: mRNA splicing, via spliceosome; spliceosomal snRNP assembly; mRNA 5'-splice site recognition.